Trichoderma virens Gv29-8 is the source of this 2109-nucleotide messenger RNA. RefSeq lists its product as uncharacterized. The transcript is spliced from 5 exons. Gene Ontology annotation, molecular function: microtubule binding; GTPase activity; GTP binding. Bases 1 to 2109 code for a protein of 702 amino acids. The record is from RefSeq and is a predicted model, not a curated record. NCBI's taxonomy places the organism in Eukaryota, Fungi, Ascomycota, Sordariomycetes, Hypocreales, Hypocreaceae. Gene Ontology annotation, cellular component: microtubule; cytoplasm; membrane.
AUGGCUGAUGCUUCAUCAUCCAAAGUCAUUGACUCGAUAAUGAGUUCGGAUGAAAACCCGGGCGGGAGAAGCGAAUCUGCUGACCAGCUUCGGGGGCUAGGCCAGAACCAGCAGCGCAUUCUGGAUGUCAUCGACACUCUGCGAUCUGCCACGCUCGAGGAGAUACAGCUGCCACAGCUCGUCGUUGUUGGCGAUCAGUCGGCCGGCAAGAGCUCUGUCCUUGAUGCUAUUCCCGGGAUCCCAAUUCCUAAGGACCCCGACGGUUGCACGAGAUUCGCAACGGAGUUCCGUCUCCGCCGUGGCGAAGCCAGAAUCUCCAUGGGCAUUAUUCCACACAAGAACCGGACUGUUGAGAAAAGAGAGGAGCUUCUCAAACUGACCCAUGAGGCGACAGACACAGCUCAGCUCAGCACCUUCAUCAAAAAAUGUCAGAAGGCCAUCUUUGGCGGUGAUGAGUCCGGCAAAGGCAAUUUUGCCUCACGAGAUAUCAUGACGAUAGAGAUCCGCGGGCCGAAAAUGCCGCUGCUUACGCUGGUUGAUCUCCCGGGUUUUAUCCAAGCGCCAAAUAAGAAGCGGACUGUCAAAGACAUUGCGGCCAUCAACGACAUUGCUCUGGAUUACAUGAAAAGGGAGCGAACUAUAAUACUGGCUGUUGUUGCCGGGAGCUCCGAUUAUGUUAACCAAGUGGUGCUGAGGAAUUUUCUGGACUACGACAAAGGAGGUCAAAGGACACUUGGCAUCGUCACGAAGCCCGAUCUGGUCGAUAGCAUCGCUCUUGAGGAAAAGUUCUUGAAGCUAGUGAAAAAUGAAGAUAUCAAACUCGAUCUAGGCUGGCAUGUUCUGAGAAACCGGGCCCCUCAGGAGAAGGAAACAGAGACCAACGACCGUAACCAGAAAGAACAUGAGUUCUUUGCCAAUGGCAACUGGGGAGAUCUCCCAAAGGGCACAUAUGGCGUCGAGUCCCUGGUCGCCAAACUGAGUGACUUGCUCUACAGUCACAUCACUGAUUACUUCCCUCGGCUCCUGGGAGAGAUCAAGGAGGAGCUCGAGCGCUCUGAGAAAGAACUUCAUGCCAUGGGACGCCGCGUUAAUAAUGAAUCAGAAAUGUUGGCAGAAGAGAUGGUGAGAGCUUUACACAGAUAUCACCCCGGAAUCUCCGCGCGCGCAUCAGGCGGGAGAACACCGAGUUUGAGAAAGAAAUACGAAUUCGUGGCUGCAAGGUGCGCCUUGUUGGUAAGGGCGUGCAACAUGAGGACCACGAUCUUGAGGAUGCCCGACUCAGAGGGAUCACCCUCGCGCGUGAAUGUGGAAGAUUACGAGACCAAAACUGUGCAAAUCUACCUUGAUACAUAUGUGGGACAGCAUCUACCUGGUGACUACGACCCAUUGAUUGUCUACCAUUUGUUUGUCGAUUACUCGGCCAAGUGGGACAGUAUCGCCCGUAACUACAGGGACAGGAUUCAAGGCAUAGUUAAUGAAUUCCUGCAGCAGGUUGUGAACUCUGUCUGGCCGCAACGCAUGCGAACGCGGCUAUGGUCGACGCUUCUGGGCAAGAAGAUUGAAAUGCUUCAAACUCGGGCAGGCGAAGAGCUCGAGAGGCUCUUGUUGGAUCGUCGGAGAUGCUCCCCAAUCUACGGUCCUGAGUAUCUCAGACGGCUAAAGGAGCUGCAAGUUAGUUCUUCCCCAGACAAAAUAUCACCGACUGGGGAGAUCUUACAAAGGAUGCUAGUGUACUAUGAGACUGUGGCUGAGCUUGCUGAAGAAGAUAAACAUAACAAAACUAUACGAGAUCGUUUAGAGCUAAAAGUUAGCAAGCUGAAAGAGGCUCGCGACGACUGUAUGGCAGUUGCCAUGGCGAAAGGCCAAAACCUGAACCAACAAGUCGAGCCAGACAUAGUAAACAUAGUAAACCUAGACUCUAAAGAGGAGGAUUUAGACAAGCCCUUACAAACCCGGCACCACAAGCACGAAAAUGCCGAACCUAACGGAAGGAACGGCGUGGUAAAUAGGGGCAAGCAGAACAGAAGCAGUCCGAUGGACGCGGAUUUGAAGAAGGCGUGGGACGUUCUCAGUGACGAGGAGAAUAAUCUUGCUUAUAGUAAUCACUGA